CAGGGAUCACCGCGGAUGCAAACAUUCUCAUAUCCUAUGCUCGCCAGGCCGCUCAGCAGUAUCUGCUCACCUAUAACGAGGAUAUUCCUGUUGAGCAGUUGGUGCAAAGGCUAUGUGAUCUAAAACAGGGAUACACACAAUACGGAGGUCUACGCCCUUUUGGUGUCUCUUUCAUCUACGCUGGUUAUGAUAGUCACUACGGUCUUCAACUUUAUCAUUCUGAUCCAUCUGGAAAUUAUGGUGGAUGGAAGGCGACGUGUAUCGGAGCUAAUAACGCGACGGCUCAAUCAUUAUUAAAACAGGAUUAUAAAGAUGACAUUACCCUUAAGGAAGCAAAGGAAAUUGUGGCAAAAGUGUUGAGUAAAACAAUGGACUCUACUACUCUGAGCAGUGAAAAAUUGGAAUUUGCCACCAUCAGUCUUAAUGAGGAAGGGAAAGUUGUAUAUCAUCUUUAUAAACCUGAUGAAAUUGAUGCCCUAUUGAAAGAGUAUAAUUUAGGCGGCCAAACAACUGAAGAAAAGUAG
Molecule: messenger RNA, 524 nt
Organism: Acaulospora morrowiae
Lineage: Eukaryota; Fungi; Glomeromycota; Glomeromycetes; Diversisporales; Acaulosporaceae
Source: the annotation of a GenBank genome assembly